AUGUCUAGCUUCAAGGAUCUUGUAUUUCAAUUGUUGGACCCAAUACCUCAAUAUGUGUCGGGAUGUUUACCAGGUCUGGCGAUAAUGGGAGAAUCCCCAGCCAACACGCGAACACAAAAAUUGACAUGGCUGCUGAGAUGCCUCGGCUGUCCAUUUACGGGACUGUUUUACGCCAUCAAUGUUGGUGGUAAAAAAGAAUCUCGGGUCGCGUACUGGCUUUCAUCAAAUAGAUUUGUUACUAAAAGAGGUACCGAGCCAGAAUUUAAACCUUUUGGAUUUUAUGCUUGUGAAAUCAAUAUUGGGGAUGACAUAUAUAUAAAAGAAUUCAUCGAUAGGUGCACAGCAAAGGUAUCUAUUCUUGAAAUAUUCUCAGCAUGCGUGUCAGGAUACUUCACUUUGGUUGGGGUCAUGGCAUUGAUUUCUAAAGCGACUGGAACGAUUAGUUGCACCGGUUGGCCAUAUUUACCAUCAUUGUUGUCCUGGACACUUCCGGCAAUCUGGAGGCGGAUACGAUCAGGAAACACGGUGAUUAAAGAUCCUGAUGAUAUAUUCGAAGAGCAUCAAAUUAGGGUUGUUGAAAAUCAUAAAAGUAGAUCUUCCAAACGAAUUACCGUUUUUAUAACUGCGGCAAUAGCCAUAUUUUAUCCUUGGAUAACACUGUUGCUUGCCUACUUUUCACGACCAAUCGGAUAUGGUUGUCGGAGCAAGUUUAUAACAUUGUUCUGCGGCACAUGGUCACUGAAUAGCAUUUUGGCGUUUAUAUGUCACGUCACGGGAGAGAAAUCUCUAAUUUGCCACCAGGGAAAAAACCCAAAGUUUAAAGAAACCAUUUCUGAAGUUCUCCACAUUUGGUUUGCUUUUUGUGGAGCUAUAGUAUUUGUUCUGUUGAUAUUUCUAGCAUUUCUUACUAAAAAUAAUCAAUGGUGGGUCGAUUUAUUUGGCAAUUCCUGUAGUGUCGCAAGUAUAGGGUGCUAG
Acaulospora morrowiae is the source of this 975-nucleotide messenger RNA. The record is from the annotation of a GenBank genome assembly. NCBI's taxonomy places the organism in Eukaryota, Fungi, Glomeromycota, Glomeromycetes, Diversisporales, Acaulosporaceae.